CUCAACAAUUUCCCCUCUUUACCUAUUUGAUUGCAAGGGCGAGAGAGAGAGAGAGAGAGAAGCAGGGAGACAGGAUGUCGGGAAUGGGAGAUGGGUACGUGGGGACAGCACAAGACGCAGUGAGGAUACGGCGGCUGGAGAAGCAGAGAGAAGCGGAGCGCCGUAAAAUCCAGGAGCUCAAGACGAAGACCGCCUCCGCCGAGGGCCAACCUGGUCUCCUCCGAUUCGGCACCAGCUCCUCUGAGAUUCUGGAGACUGCUUUCAAGAAGGAAACUGUUGGUUUGGUUACACGAGAGGAAUAUGUCGAGAAGAGGGUCAACAUUCGUAACAAGAUAGAGGAAGAAGAGAAGGAGAAGCUGCAGAAACUGCAACAAGAGGAGGAGGAGCUUCAGUUGCAGAAGCGAAAGAAGAGAAAGAUUAAGGGGCAUUCCCGAUUGUCUUUUGCUGAAGAUUUUGAGAAUGGCAGUGAGGAAGAAGAUGGGGAAAACAAAGAUUCUGAAGCAGCAAACCUCCGUCAUGGAAAACUAGGCAAGGAUCCAACCGUAGAAACUAGUUUCCUUCCUGACAGUGAGCGGGAGGCGGAGGAACAAGCUGAACGGGAAAGGCUGAAGAAGCAAUGGCUUCGUGAGCAGGAGCAGAUCAAAAAUGAGCCUCUCGAGAUUACUUACAGUUACUGGGAUGGAACCGGCCAUAGACGAGUAAUUCAGGUCCGGAAGGGUGACACUAUUGGGGAUUUCCUCCGAGCUGUACAACAGCAACUUGCUCCGGAGUUUCGAGAGAUUCGAACAGCUUCAGUUGAGAAUUUGCUUUAUGUGAAGGAAGAUCUUAUCAUACCCCAUCAACACAGUUUCUAUGAGUUGAUCAUCAACAAAGCCAGGGGGAAGAGUGGACCGCUUUUCCAUUUCGAUGUGCAUGAAGACGUAAGAACGAUUGCGGAUGCAACAAUCGAGAAGGAUGAGUCGCAUGCCGGAAAAGUGGUUGAGAGACACUGGUACGAGAAGAACAAGCAUAUAUUCCCUGCUUCCAGAUGGGAGAUAUACGACCCAACAAAGAAGUGGGAACGGUACACCAUCCACGGCGAUUGAUUGGCUUCAGACACCUACUGAUCUUUUUGUCUGUAAUGGCCGAACAUGCUUCUGACUAUAUAACAUAUAAGAUUACAUGGUGUGGUAGUGGAGUGUUCGUGAUAUUAUUUGUAUUUUUUUUCCGUCUACUACUUACCCACCACCCUCGUUCCUUUGUCAAUCUAUUCUAGUCUAUUAUAGCACUUGUCUUCUAAAUUUA
Molecule: messenger RNA, 1284 nt
Organism: Tarenaya hassleriana
Lineage: Eukaryota; Viridiplantae; Streptophyta; Magnoliopsida; Brassicales; Cleomaceae
Product: protein XAP5 CIRCADIAN TIMEKEEPER
Exons: 12
Coding region: 75-1085 (336 amino acids)
Biological process (GO): chromatin organization
Cellular component (GO): nucleus
Source: RefSeq, a predicted model, not a curated record